Anopheles coluzzii is the source of this 6086-nucleotide messenger RNA. RefSeq names its product heterogeneous nuclear ribonucleoprotein L (gene sm). Bases 866 to 2416 code for a protein of 516 amino acids. Gene Ontology annotation, molecular function: mRNA binding. Gene Ontology annotation, biological process: regulation of RNA splicing; mRNA processing. The record is from RefSeq and is a predicted model, not a curated record. NCBI's taxonomy places the organism in Eukaryota, Metazoa, Arthropoda, Insecta, Diptera, Culicidae. The transcript is spliced from 15 exons. Gene Ontology annotation, cellular component: nucleus.
UUCGCACUCGACACUUUCGAGCGUUGCGUUCGCCGUGGUACGCGUUAGUUUCCGUUUUUCCUGAGCCCGCCGAGUUCUGAGAAGGAAGUGUUCCGUGCACAGCAAUUCACAGCCGUGUUUUCUUCACCGAUACAGAAGUUGUGCAAGCGAAAGGAAGGAAGAAGUGUAUUCUGAAAGUGUGUUUGUUUGGUCCGAUAUCAUAUCGCCCAGCCCUUGCGCCCAAUUUUCACCCCCCCAACAAAAAAUCACCCUGUCUCCUCCCCCCCAUUACCGUGUGGAGCGCAAUUCCACUGGAAGUCGCGUGGCUUGUUCGGUGUGUGUGUGCAUUGUGAGUGCUUUGUUGUGAGUGAGUGAGAGCAGAGCCCUCCAGAGUGUUUGCGAAAAGUGUGCAGCAGCCGCCAGCAGGUGCGUAACCACCAGCAACAGCAGCAGCGUGUGUUUUAGAGUAGAAGGAAGCGAAAGAAGCGAAAAAGAAAAUAGAAGCGAAGGGUGGUGGUUUGCGUUUGUUGUCUGUACGUUCUAAAACAACAACAACAACAACACACUCUCACACCCCGUUCGACUGACACCUAACUCAAUUCGAGUAACAGCCAAAAAGCAAACAACUACAACUACAACAACAAACGAAAACAAUAAACAACAAAAGCACACUCCAAAAAAAGAAAACUCACAAAACGCAAAGCGGCUGCCCGUGACCAACAAACAAGGCGCCAAGGUGUGUUAAAGCCCACCUUCCCGCACAGCUUAUAUAAAAAAAAGCAAAGGCUACUCUCUCACUUGGCCAACCCAGGGAGCCGCUACAGGCUACACAACCCGCAUCACGAUCGCGUUCACGCAGCAACAGCAUCCCCCCGGUGCCGGUGUGAUGAUCAUGGCGUCAUUCAACGGUGGCAGUGCCGCGGGCGGCGGCGGUGGCGGCGGCCAGGAUGGGCCGCACAACAAGCGGCUCUGUACCGGCCAGGAGAUGGGCGAGGUGCCGCUCAAUAGUCGGAACAAUAAUAACAACAUCAACGUCACAGACGAACCGCGCCGGAAGCGCGACGUUGCGACGCGCCCCAACCAUAUCCUGCUGUUCACGAUCCUGAACCCGAUCUAUCCGAUCACAGUGGACGUACUGCACACGAUCUGUCACCCAAAUGGCCAAGUGCAACGCAUCGUGAUAUUCAAGAAGAAUGGCGUCCAAGCGAUGGUUGAGUUCGACAGCAUAGAGUCAGCAACGCGCGCCAAAGACAGCCUGAACGGUUGCGACAUCUACUCCGGCUGCUGCACACUGAAGAUCGACUACGCAAAGCCAGAAAAACUCAAUGUUUACAAAAACGACAGUGACUCCAGUUGGGACUACACGCUGGUAGCUGCCACCACGGUUAAGGAGGUCGGUAAUGGACGCUCGCCCCUGCUCCAGGAUCCAACGCUCUUCGGUGGACGACCGCAGCCGUACAGUAAGUACCUUUCACCAUCACAUACACCCUACAACGAGUACUCUCAACCUACUCAAGGAACCCGCUCAAAACCUGCUCUGCUAGGCGCCGGCGGUGGUAAUGGUUUUCCGCCGAACUUUUCGCCCCCGGACUUCCACCCGUCGGAGAACUGGAAACCGGCGGCCGCCGGUACGCACGUCGGCCUGAUGAAGGAUCCGCCGCUGCCACGCAACGGGCCAACCAACUUUAUCCAGCCAACGCAGCAACAGGGCGCAGUGAUGAUGGUUUACGGACUCGACAAUGGAACCGCCAACACCGAUAAGCUUUUCAAUCUGUUCUGCCUGUACGGCAACGUGGUGCGGAUAAAGUUCCUGAAGACAAAGGAAGGCACCGCCAUGGUCCAGAUGGGUGACGCCAUCGCAGUCGAACGUUGCGUCCAGCACCUGAACAACAUUCCAAUCGGAAAUGAUGGCAAAAUUCAGAUCGCAUUUUCCAAGCAAAACUUUUUGUCCGAGGUCACAAACCCUUACACCCUGCCGGACCAUACGCCCAGCUUCAAGGAAUAUACUGGCUCGAAGAACAACCGCUUCCUGUCGCUGACCCAGGCCAGCAAGAACCGCAUCCAGCCGCCAAGCAAGAUUCUUCACUUCUUCAACACACCGCCUGGGCUGACCGACGAGCAGCUGAUUGCGGCAUUCGGCAGCAACGAUUGCCAUCCGUCGCAAGUGCGCAUGUUCCCGCUGAAAUCGGAACGCUCCUCGUCCGGGCUGGUCGAGUUCCCGAGCGUCGCCCUUGCCGUCCAGGCGAUCAUGAAGUGCAACCACACCGCCAUCGAUCACAAAGGCACAAAGUUCCCGUUCAUCAUGAAGCUCUGCUUCUCGUCCUCGAAAACGAUGAACGGCGCGUGGAACAACGAAAACAUCGAGAACAUGAAGCAGGCCGGCUCGGUCGUGCAGACGUCGCCCGGUGCCGAGGACGAACCGAUGCAGGCCCGAUAAAUCGAUCGUCGUCCAUCACAUGCCGCCGUCGCCGCCGCUCCCCAAGACCGUUGCUUUGUGCGCGAAAUGCUGCGAUUCCGGUGCGAGUAGGCGCAACCGUAGGGCUUCGGGGCAGGUUCAUCCCUGUGUAAUGUGUGUAUGAGUGUUAGAUGUGAUGCUUAUAGAGAUGAGGUGGCGUAAUAGAAGAAGAAAUGCGAUAUUAAUACCGGCCCCGUAUGAUAUGGCCGUUUCAUCCUCCGGCCAAGCGAGCCAGCGAGGGGCGGCAGGGAAAGCUCAUCAACUAUCGUAAAACAACCACCGUGUUUUCUUUUUCUUUUUUCUUCUUUGUUGUUGUCCUGUGUCCGAUCCGGCAUAUUCAUUCACCUUCCAUAAUGAUGAAGCAUCGCUGCUCGUUUGUGGGCGGCACACGCGUUCUCGCGUUUGUGAGUGACAGCAACGCUCACGACUCCUCGUCUAUCCAUAUUGCGCUACAAGUAGUGUGUUAAGCUAGAGCUGCGUGAACUCAAGCAGCCGUACAAACCAGAAACGUUUACAUUAGAGAUAUGCUGUAGAUGAGCAAAGGCUUGGAAGAAAGAGGGAGAGCAAGAAAAGCGAAAAGCGCCACUAUCCGCGCUCUCCGUUUUGUGAUGUGUGUGUGUGUGUGUGUGCGCACACGCACACUCGCGGGGUUUGUUUUUUCGUCCAGCCUAUAAUAAGAUACAGUAUGUAUGUGUGUGUGUAUUGUACGGUUAAAAGUUUAUUUUUUAUGUUAUUAGCCAACGGAAGCAAAGAAAAACACUACAUGGGAAGGAGGCAGUGAACGCGCGAAACGAAAGUAAACCACCGGAAGAUGAUGAUAGUGAAGAUACUACAGUGUUGAUGGCUGAAACCCCGAUUCCCCCAAUUCUCAAACCCACAAAAACGAAACGGCCUUCGGUUCGUUUUGUCCGUUUUCUUUAAUUGCUUUACAAUCGCAAACCCCCCCUCACAUCAUCGUGCAACAAUCGUCACAAUCAACUAGAAAAGAAAAGACUCUAGGAGCUGUUGACGUUCGGAGAAUGAAAGGCAGGAAACAGGAAAGGAGGAUAGGAGAACGACAGCAAACGAAGAAGCGUAACAGAAACCGGUCGGCAAACAGAUCCCCCGCGCGCGUGAAUCAAGAAAGCUUUGAAACCAAAAAAGGAGAACAUUGAGAGGAGGAAACAUUGCAAAAGAGAACAAAAAGAUAACAAACAAACAAACAAACAAAAAGGUAACUUUGCGAACUGGCCGGCAGAGGGCGGUGGUGCGGCAGCUAAGUGUGCAUCGCCGUGUGUUCGAUUUUUAGACAAUUAAGUAAGCAGAAGUAACCUUAACUAAACUAUCAGAACGACUACUGUUCUUCUGUCCUUGUUAUCUAUCUAUCCCCAGAUUGUUGUUUUCGUUUCGAUAAUUCCUUUUUUUUGCAAUCUUCAAAUAAUUUUUCUUCCAGUUUGUUAUUAUCAUCAAUUGCUUCUUCUGUUUUCACAUUCGUUUUUCUUAAAUUUCUUCCUCCAUGAGCCCUUAGAUACUUUGAUACAACCAACAAGAGAAAAGACAUUAUUUAUUGUUUACUAAUUUAGAGGAAAAAUUGCACAGCAUUCGGGUGAAUACUAGGCAGGGAAGGGUCAAGAGUGUGCAGUGGAAGAAUCGAGAUGAAGAUUGACACAAACAAAUCGUCUAAUUCAGAGGGCAACAAAAACAACAGCUAGUAUGAAGGAUAGUAACAAUUGUAAUGUGCAAUCUGCUGCUGCUGCUGCUCUCACUCUCUAUACAUCAAUCUUCAUCUUCUCCUCUGUGUGUCCUUCCCUCUCUUUCUCUCUCCCGAAUGCGCGCUUGUUUGUGAUGAACGGUACGCAUGUGGCAUGGUCGUAGUCCUCUUGAUUAAUGACACGGCCACGAGUAUGAACGUGAAGAUGCACUGCCGCCAGCAAGGUGUGUGUGUGCAUGUCUGUGUGCUAAUAAUGGAUGUGUGGAUGGGUGCGCGCGUGUGUGCCCUGUGUAUACGUUAGCCAGUGUUGCUAACAGAACCCGUGUGCACGCAUGUAGAAUGUAUUCGAUUUGUUUGUCUUUAGUUGAUCUGUGGCUCUCGGUAGCUUGUCUUUCGUUUCAGAGUUUAAGGCAAGAUUUCGCUGGUACGAGAAGCUCACAUAAGCACUAGUUAAAGAAAAGGGAUUAAUUUCGAUCGAGGAAACUAAGCUUAAGAAUGGCAUGAAUGUGAGAAACACAUGAACAAAAGCAGAAACUAUAUGAUAUUGUAAGCGCCACAUACCCAGAUGGCAAUGAUGCGCACGAACGAAACAACACGCAAAUGGGUUUAGGAUCGAAAUUGCGUUCGAUGAAGCGGUGAACACUUGAACACAUCCAACACAACAACAACAAAAUAACACGCAUCUACACUCUCUCUCACACACACACGCACACUCUGUUUGUAAUUCGUUAGAAAAAGGUAAUCGAAUUCGUUUCGCACUUUCUGUAACCUUUAUUGAUUCAUGUCAGCAGCAUAUUGGCAGAAACGCUCAAUCAUCAUCCGUUGUACAAUCGCAACCGAACAACCAUUCAAUUACUGCUACAAAGCACGCGGGGAGCUGUGGCGUAAGCCAAGCAGAGACAAAAUUCACUAAUCUAAGCGCCUAAGUAUAUGUUUUAGAAAUGGUUAAGUAAUUACAGUUGUGUCCUUAGUUUUUACGUACGAGCUACAACAAACAAAUAAUCAAACACACCCACACACACACACACAUAAACCUACCCCUUUCCAUUACUCUCACACAACUUUCGCAGCAAGAAACACCUACAAAAUCGCACACCCGCCAACGCUACUCUGGUCUGCAUAAUGGAGGCUAAAAAAGAAAACAAAGCGGGCACACGCAAUACACUUGAUUACACCACAGCAUUACACCACAAUAUACACCACCAAUAUAAACAAAAACAAAACCACUAUACACACACACACCGCACCGAAGAAAACACCUGUUGAAAUCGUCGCCGUCGUUUCGAAGACAUUUGCCGCAAAGAACCGGGAAAACGGAAGUAGGGGAAAACAUGGAACGAGAGUUACGAAAAACUGUUUGAAGUUUUAGCGUGUUUUCCUGUAAAUCAUUGUCUUUAUAUCAUAUUAUCAUCAUCGUUGUUUUCUUCUUUUCUCUUCGUUUUGUUUCCCUUUUCUACUUGAUCUUGUCGUUUACCUAGGCACUUAUGUUACUAGCAUCAUCAUUAGAGAACAUUUCGAUGUGUAAGACGUUUUGUUAGAGCUUUUUUUAUUACUAUUUUUAUUAUUAUUCUUAACUAUAAUUAAUGUUUAGCUUUUAGUACUUUCGUCUAGGUCUUUUAGUGCUUAGUGCAGCAAAAUCUGGUUAUGAGUUUUCGUUUUUUUCUGUUUUGAAGGGAAAAGUGCAAACAACACGAGCAAAACAAACAAAAGGAAAAACACAAAAACCAAAACCUGCAGUAAAUCAACAGCAAAUCCGUUGAUAUGUGUGCAAUCUAAGAGAGUCUUUGAACCCUUUUUCUCUCUAAAAGUGUUCAAGUGUCUGUGUAUUAGUGUAGCGGUUCGGUUUAGAAUGUUUUGUUUUCUCUUUUUGUUUGGAGUUUUAGGAAUUGAGCAUCUCGGUUUUUUUGUUUCGUAGUUUUUUUUUCUUAUUGUUUCAAUAAAGAAGAAUAGAUUGAAAUUCAA